This is a messenger RNA of Sinocyclocheilus anshuiensis, 1318 nucleotides long. RefSeq names its product guanine nucleotide exchange factor VAV2-like. The transcript has 2 exons. The record is from RefSeq and is a predicted model, not a curated record. Gene Ontology annotation, biological process: regulation of GTPase activity; cell migration. The coding region runs from base 963 to 1259 and encodes 98 amino acids. Gene Ontology annotation, molecular function: protein binding; guanyl-nucleotide exchange factor activity. NCBI's taxonomy places the organism in Eukaryota, Metazoa, Chordata, Actinopteri, Cypriniformes, Cyprinidae. Gene Ontology annotation, cellular component: cytoplasm.
CACACGUGGACAAGCGCGACCGGAACCCAGAUGUGAUUGCGAUCUCUCCGCCGAGUGCCCAUUCUCGCGCUCACGCUUGCUCGCACUCACGGCUCACGCGAGCGGACAAAUCAAUACACGGAGAUGAACUGAGAAACAACCGAGAAACCUUCGCGAUUCAAGGCACGACUGUCCAGCACCAAGACCUCGCGGCGUUUCUCUUUCUGUGGAAGCGAAAGGAGCGGGACGGACGACAGUUUUCGCGUUAAAUACGCCAGGGUUUGUGCGUUUCACUGAACGCUGUGAUAUUUCCCUCAAGAAGUUUUUAAAACAAGUUUGGACCGGAUUCUGUUUGGAGUUGGACGUUAUUUAACGUUAGUUUACAUCCCGCCUUGGUGCGCGAGCGCUUGUGAGGAGUUUUCUACUGAAGACUACAAAACAUGGAUUUAUUCUUUAUUUUAAGCGUAAAACUUUGAUAAACCGUCCGAAAUUGCGUGUAACGGCUGCUCUGCAGUCUUUUCCAGCAUUUAUUGUUAAGGAACAUAUCUAUUGUAGUCUUGAGAGACACAUUUUUUUGCUGUGACAGGACGCGUUUACAGAGCCAAAUAUGUCAGUCCAUGAUGAAGAAGAGGAAACUCCUCUGAUUCUCUGAAGGGAAACAUAUCUAAAUCAUAUUUUAACAUCAUACGAUACUUCUUCGAGUUCUCCUUUAAUUUAGCUUAAUAAUUUGAUUAUUUCGUUGUACAAAGUCCUGUAUAGCUCUGUAGUGGAUAGCACUCAGCUGGAUUUAAUUCGUUAAAAAAAGCUGUUAAGCGUAUAUCCUUGUGAAGAUCGUUCUCACGCAAUUGACCUUAGGCACUUUAGUGCCCUUUGGACUAAAGAGGAACUGGGAUAAUUUCACAUCAGCAUUAUCUUGGUACGUGCGCCAGGCUGCCAGACAUACAGUUUUAUUUUUGCCAGUAUUCUACAUCAUUUCUGUCAAUAUGGAGGAGUGGAGACAGUGCGGUCGCUGGUUGAUAGACUGUAAGGUUUUGCCCCCCAACCACCGGGUCGUUUGGCCCUCAGCGGUGGUGUUUGACCUGGCCCAGGCGCUUAGAGAUGGGGUGCUCCUGUGCCAGAUGCUGCACAAUCUGUCUCCUGGAUCCGUGGACCUAAAGCAGAUCAACUUCCGGCCUCAGAUGUCACAGGAAUGUGGAUUUCAGCCAGUGCUCUUUGCAAGGAAUGUGUGGCAAAGGCAGUUCCUACCCGUAAAUAUGACGUGGCUGAGAAGCAUGAUGUAGCCAUUUGUAAGUGUUGACUGUUUUCAGAGGCUUUAAACACACGUCUCACUGUGUCUCCC